Molecule: messenger RNA, 698 nt
Organism: Drosophila ananassae
Lineage: Eukaryota; Metazoa; Arthropoda; Insecta; Diptera; Drosophilidae
Gene: Alg13
Product: UDP-N-acetylglucosamine transferase subunit ALG13 homolog
Exons: 1
Coding region: 83-595 (170 amino acids)
Biological process (GO): dolichol-linked oligosaccharide biosynthetic process
Molecular function (GO): hexosyltransferase activity
Source: RefSeq, a predicted model, not a curated record
GUGAAUGGCUAUGCAAGAAGAAGCAGAGCUUUAAACAGCUGAUUUUGCCGUGUUGUCGUUUCUCUGAGUAAUUCUUUAAAAAAUGGAUUUAAAAACAGUUUAUGUUACAGUUGGAACCACAAAAUUUGAUGCCCUGGUAGCAGCCAUCACCUCGGAACCCGCCCUCAAGGCCUUGAAGACCCGACAAUGCCAAAAACUCAUCAUCCAACAUGGAAACUCGCUACCUCUGACCGAAGAUGCAGUGCAACUGAUAAGGGACUCCCUCGGACUGGAAAUAGAGCAAUAUAAAUUCCGUCCAAAUAGAGAGGAUAUUAGAGACGCUGACUUGAUAAUUGGACAUGCCGGAGCUGGAACAUGCAUGGAUAUUCUGAACAACAAUAAGCACGGCCUUAUUGUAAUCAACGACCAGUUAAUGGACAAUCACCAGUGGGAGCUGGCCCGCCAACUGGCCUCAGAAAACUAUCUCUAUUACAGCAAAGUCGCCGAUUUGGAUGAGAAUCUGGCCACGUUGGACUUUAAUGCUCUGAAACCCUACGAAACCCAGCCCGAGAACUUGAAAAAAUUUGUGGCCGCCGUUAAUGAACUAAUGUCUUGAAGAAAUAUAUCUUGUUUUUAGCACCAACCCCUAUGGGGUUAGUUUUUUUUAAAUAUUUAUUUAAGAGUAUACAAGUAUAGUUAAUAAACACGAUAAACGUUUA